Molecule: messenger RNA, 452 nt
Organism: Cydia splendana
Lineage: Eukaryota; Metazoa; Arthropoda; Insecta; Lepidoptera; Tortricidae
Gene: edl
Exons: 4
Coding region: 108-452 (114 amino acids)
Molecular function (GO): sequence-specific DNA binding
Source: RefSeq, a predicted model, not a curated record
AUAAUUUAUAAUUCAGUUUAAAGUUGUAUGGUUUAUAAAAUUGUGUUCUAACUGAAAUUAAUAGUGAAGUGUGUGGUGAAAGGAUUUUCCAGUGUCAUUUUAUUUGAAUGAGCUGCGCACCGACCGCCAUCAUGCCGUCGCAAGCGCGCUGCGACCGCGUCCCCCCCACCGACGGCACCCCCUGGGGCGCCCUCGACCUCACCUUCCAAGAUGACGACUUGCCUAUCGACCCUCGUCGGUGGAACCGCCAGCAGGUGGGCUCGUGGGUGUCGCGCCGCGGCGGCCGUGCCGAGCGCUUUCCCAUGAACGGCAAGGCGCUGUGUCUCAUGACCCGGGACAUGUUCCUGGCCAGGGUACCUGGGAAGGGACACGAGCUAUACCAGGACUUCAGAAGAAGGCUCGCCAAGGCUCUGGCGCUACAGGAAUUGCUCGAAAAAAUGGUGCCGAAGUGA